AUGGAGCAUCCGGAGCACAACAAUCAGCACCCGGAAGGGAACAACAACGCCGAAGCCCCAGCGCCAGUGAAGGCGGAGGCCGCCGCUGCCGUAUCGGCACAGCAAAUCUCGCUGAAGGUCGUUAACGCCGACGGCGCGGAGAUGUUCUUCAAGAUCAAGCGAGGGACGCAGCUGAAGAAGCUGAUCGACGCGUAUUGCAAGAAGCAGGGCAUCUCCCGCGGGAGCGUUCGCUUCCUAUUCGAUGGCGCGCCGAUCGAUGAGAUAAAGACGCCGGAGGAUUUGGGGAUGGAAGACGACGACGUGAUCGACGCCAUGGUUGAGCAGACCGGUGGGUCCGUGGUGAGGCAGCUGUGA
Messenger RNA from Leishmania mexicana MHOM/GT/2001/U1103, 354 nucleotides. RefSeq names its product putative small ubiquitin protein. Gene Ontology annotation, molecular function: ubiquitin-like protein ligase binding; protein tag activity. Gene Ontology annotation, biological process: protein sumoylation. NCBI's taxonomy places the organism in Eukaryota, Euglenozoa, Kinetoplastea, Trypanosomatida, Trypanosomatidae. The record is from RefSeq and is a predicted model, not a curated record. Gene Ontology annotation, cellular component: nucleus. The transcript has a single exon. Bases 1 to 354 code for a protein of 117 amino acids.